Messenger RNA from Mizuhopecten yessoensis (Yesso scallop), 730 nucleotides. Its product is annotated as cell wall integrity and stress response component 2-like. Lineage: Eukaryota; Metazoa; Mollusca; Bivalvia; Pectinida; Pectinidae. The transcript is spliced from 3 exons. The coding region runs from base 1 to 645 and encodes 214 amino acids. The record is from RefSeq and is a predicted model, not a curated record.
AUGGCUGGUUAUCCUGUAUCGUCUACAGCUAGUGUGGCACCUAGCACGUUACCGAUGAUAACACAGGAGACAUCUACAGCUUUUGGCAUUACCACUUCAAUGGAACCAGGUACAGCGUCAACGGAAAGUAGUACGGCUUCAAUGACAAUCACUUCACCAUCAACAGAAAGUAGCACUCCGCUAACAGAAAGUAGCUCUCCGCCAACAGAAAGUAGCACUCCGCCAACUGAAAGUAGUACUGCAUUGUUGUCCGGACAAUGUAUCUACCACAACAGCACGUCAGUAAACAAUGUCAGCACAUGUCGAACAUUCUGUAAAGCGAACAAAGAUAUAAUCACCGAAGCGAUCUUACGUAGAUGGCUGAGUGGGAUUCGUGAAGAUCUCACUCUCAACAAGAGGUUGUUGUCCUCCUACAUACGUACGCACAUCAGUGCCGACGACAACAGGGUUACCUCCAAAGCGCUGGGAAUAUCUGGUGUGUGUCUCAUGUUAGCAUUCUUUUCGGUCAUCAUUCUCUCCGAUGUGAUCAAUCUCGGACAGGGAAAAUACGAUCUCGUCAAAUCAAAAACGAAGAUGGCCCGGUACGCUCUUGCCAAGUCAAAGAAGGGUAAUUCUAUCAAAACUUCCCGGAGGCGCGCCAUUUGAUUUAAGAAACGACAGAAUGAAAUACCAGAUUGUCCUCUCAAGCUCAUUUUAAUUGCAGCUUUUGUAUGAGGGGUUAAUCAAUCUC